Molecule: messenger RNA, 3289 nt
Organism: Homarus americanus (American lobster)
Lineage: Eukaryota; Metazoa; Arthropoda; Malacostraca; Decapoda; Nephropidae
Exons: 9
Coding region: 122-1675 (517 amino acids)
Source: RefSeq, a predicted model, not a curated record
AACCAAUAUGUGGGCUUUCCGCACCUCCAUCUCGCCAGUGUCCACCGCGCCCGUCAACAGGUAACAUCAACAUAUCGUCACACAACUUGUCUCCUUAUCUUCAUAGUCGCAUAUCGUGUACAUGAGGAGGAUGAGCGAAACGCAAACGAUGACGCAGCAGCAGCAACAGGGCGCGAGGCUGGCCAUUGCCGAACUGCGCACUGUGAAGUGGGUGGCCUCACAGCCCUUGGUGAAGCAGGUCUACGACGCCGCCAAGCCUCGCUACCUUACACUCAAGCAGGCAGCCAUAAUCGGCUGGUUCAUUAUUCUCUAUGAGGUGAUACUGGUGUGGUGGUGGACAUUCAUCCACAACCUGCCGUUGCCCGUGAUGGUGCUCUCCCUCCUUCAACAGGCCGACUCCCUGACGGUGCGAGUGCUCGACUUCUCUCAGCAGAGGCUGGAGUGGUGGUGGGAUGCUUCAGGUGUGCGGUUGAUGUGGCUGCGGGAGAGUUUCCUGGUAAAGCUGGACAAAUACAUUACCUUCAUCGACGGCUACCUCCUCCGCCUACAGGAUAUCUUCGCUCCCUUCUUCACAAUUCUUAUUACCCCCAUCAGAAUUAUAUAUGAAUAUCUAAAUGUGAAUCCAAAGAGCACAAGUCGUCCUCUGGUUAGUGGGAAGGCAGACAGCUUAAGGCAAGGGAUGGCAAUGGAGGGCGAGAAGUACGGUGACGAGGAGUACGAGGACUGGGGCGAGGACUACCUCUCAGAUGCCUCUACGGACUCGAAGCGCUUGCUAAAGAACGACCCCCAGGGACAGUCCUAUAAUCGUCUUCGGACUACAGUCACGGCUGAAGGAAAGCUGCGGGCUGCCAUGUACCACCGAGUGAAGAAAGAACUGGGUCUAAUGAGGAAGAACUCCAUUAGGUUUUCCUGCGGCAUUGUAAAUUACGCCAGACAAAUGAUGGAACCGCGAAUGCGUCCGUACGCAGAAUCUUUCCAGGUCUCCUGUCAAAAGUGGGCAAGGGAGUACGAGAUAACGGAUAUGACGGCUCCUCUCCAGGAGGAAUGGAACAGCGACAAACGCUUCCUCGCGAAGGCUCUAGCUCUCGCUCGGGCUCUCUGCGUCGUCUACCUCGCUUUUUUGCUUCGUCUGGUGAAAGGAAAGAAGAAUCGCCGUACUCGAUCGAUGCGUUCGGAAAGUCUUCGCCGACGAGCUCAAAAUAUGACCUGCAACAACAGUUCGCACCCACUAAGCCCCUCAGCCCUGCAGCAGUCAUCCGAGCCAACGCCAUCUCCCCCCCUGGAAGUCCCGGCGAGUCUCCAGGAGCCAGCCCUGAGAGAAGAAGAAGAGGAUUUGGACGAUUCUCCCUCAAAAAACAACGCUCUGGCAAAUAAGAAGACCCCUGCUUACAACGCAGACAGUGACCGCACAAUCUCUCCCAUUGAAGAAGAGUUGUCAGAUGUAGACGUGACAAACAAAAAAGAGAAUGAUCAUGACGCCAGUGAAGGUUCAAUUACCUCUUUUGACGAAAGUAGCAAAGACAGCGGUUUUUCGGACAAGAAGAGUGAAGAUGAAGAUCCUGUGUUGGUGAAACAACCAAAGAAAGGAGUGACUAUCAUGACCCCGACCUCGCCAGGACAAACCAAGAAUAAAAAUAAAAAAAUUGGCGACAAGAAACUUUUUUCCAGGCAGUAAAUGCGACUGAUGAUGGUUAGGGUGACCGCUUUAAUAACCGUAUACAAUAUAUUUAUUUGCUAGAUUAUCAUAAUAUAAACCUUAUAAAAUAAUAGAUUUUUUUUUCUCAACUUUAGAGAUUGUUUUAUUAAUGUGGUUUUUUUCAUGAUAAAGAAAAGUGUUCUGAUCAUGAACUAUGUAACAUAUCACGUACGUCUGCGUGCGUCAAUCUUGGAUUACCAGAUCUUGCUUAAGUCGGUCAUAUAAAGCUCAACAAAAGGAUGUAUAUACAAUGAUAACAACUCAGCCUUCAGACGAGUAUAAAUAUAUAUGAAUUAGUACGGUGGUGUGGCUGACUCAAGAGUGAUGGCCAUCCAACACUGGCCGGGCGUGGAGUACUUACUGAGUGGUGCUGCUGCUGCUUAAAUGUACAAAAUAAAAUUGGUACCUAAGCUCACAACCGCGAGCUGCAUGAUGUGCUGAUUAUUUUUUUCUGGUUAGCUUGUGCUUACCAUCUUAUAUCUGAUGUAUAGGAUGUAUGGUUUUAUAGUACUCGCUCUCUAUAUUGGCUCAUAUUUUAGGUGAGUCAUACAUUGUUUACGAUAGCAUCUUGUAAAUACUUAAACCUUAAGAUAUUAGAUAUUUAUACAUAUGUUUUGUGAGAGUUUCAGGCGUCUUAGUUUGUUAAUAAUAUUCGAUAUUAAAGUUCUUGCUGUUAACACCAGGCGACGAGCUCUUGGACAACAUUCACACAUGAGCUUCUCAUUGAAUUAUUAAUAUUACAACUUUACAUUUUGUUUCGUUUUCUAAAUUAUGAACAAAUAUUUUAAUCAAAGAAUAGCCAUGUCUCGUACAUAGCAUUUUCAUAGCAAAAAUUGGGUCACACUCCCGCUCUGAAUGUCAUAACUCAGUGUUGAAUGUCGGGAACUUCAUUUUAAGCUCCAACCAAUUUGAGAUUUCCUUUUUGUAUCAAUGUUAAAUAUUGAUAUUGUUAUAAAGAGAAUGUGUCGGGGUCAUCCUGUUUUUUGCGGGUCCAUUUGAAACUGUGAAGGAAUAUUUGUGCGUCUUGUCUUGUUACUGCGUGUCUCUUCCAUGUCUACCUGGAUGGUCGACGUUGGCCCAGCGUCUCAAAAAUCAUUGGAAACUGAGUCGUAAUAAAUUCCUUACUAACCUCCGCGGCUAUUAGGGUUACGUCUCAGUUUGCUGAGAAUGCCUCAGUGUAAGUUCAACACCUUUGCCACUGACAGAUCCCGCCUGUAUAUUCCUCUAUAAAGAGCAGAAGAGUUGGAGUUAAUAGUCUGGUUACAUGUUACUGACGUUAUUAUACGUCAUUUUAAUGUUAGUUUUAUUGAUAACAAUUCAAGGUCACCCACUAUAUUUAUCUUUAGUAUUGAUAUUGCCGUCUUUAUUAUUAUCUUAUUCUCCUCCUCAUUCAUGCCAGCUUAUUUACAUUUCAGGUCAUAUUUGCAAUAUUUACUUUAUUUGCUAUAUUGUGUCUUGCCCCACUAAGUGUUUCAGUUUACAGUACAGAUUGAUGUGUAAAACAUGCAUUUUUCCAGGAAUGUCCUCAAUGUGUAAUAUUAUACUUGUUUUUAUACUUAAGAUUAAUUUACACUAUAAAAGACAAUGAUUAAA